Molecule: messenger RNA, 2968 nt
Organism: Alligator mississippiensis (American alligator)
Lineage: Eukaryota; Metazoa; Chordata; Crocodylia; Alligatoridae
Gene: ADA
Product: adenosine deaminase
Exons: 11
Coding region: 35-1126 (363 amino acids)
Biological process (GO): hypoxanthine salvage; negative regulation of adenosine receptor signaling pathway; inosine biosynthetic process
Cellular component (GO): cytosol; external side of plasma membrane
Molecular function (GO): adenosine deaminase activity
Source: RefSeq, a predicted model, not a curated record
ACAGCCGGGCGGGCGGGCGGGCGACAGGAGCGGCAUGGAGCGGUGCGCGGGGCAGCAGCAGCCCGUCUUCAGCCGGCCCAAGGUAGAACUUCAUGUCCACCUGGAUGGAGCCAUUAAACCAGAAACCAUCUUGUACUUUGGCAAGAAAAGAGGAAUUCAGCUACCUGCCACCACUGUUAGUGGCCUGCUGCAGCACAUCAGUUACAACAAGCCACUCACUCUCACCCAGUUUCUAGAAAAGUUUGCUCAUUACAUGCCUGUGAUCGCGGGAGACCGUGAUGCUGUAAGAAGAAUAGCUUAUGAAUUUGUAGAAAUGAAAGCCAGAGAAGGCAUCAUCUAUGUUGAGGUCAGGUAUAGCCCUCACCUCCUAGCCAACUGCAAAGUGGAUCCUAUUCCAUGGGGCCAAAAAGAGGGCGACCUCACUCCAGAUGAAGUGGUUCACCUCGUUAAUCAGGGAUUGAAGGAUGGAGAAAGGGAUUUCCACAUCAAAGCCAGGUCUAUUCUAUGCUGCAUGCGCCAUAUGCCAAAUUGGUCCUCCGAAGUGGUGGAGCUGUGCAAGAAAUACCACAAUAAUUCAGUUGUAGCCAUAGACUUGGCUGGUGAUGAGCUGUUGAAGGCUGAAACCGACCAAGGUCAUAGGAGGGCUUAUGAGGAAGCUGAAAGAUGUGGCAUUCAUCGAACUGUCCAUGCUGGGGAAGUUGGGCCUCCGUCUGUCAUCAAGGAGGCAGUCAGCUUACUGAAGGCUGAGCGGAUUGGCCAUGGAUACCAUGUCAUGAAUGACCCGGCGCUUUAUAAGGAACUGUUGGAUAGGAGAAUGCAUUUUGAGACCUGCCCUUGGUCCAGUAACCUCACUGGAGCAUGUGACCCGGACUUUAAGAAACACCCAAUAAUACAGUUUAAGAAGGAUCAAGCCAAUUAUUCUCUAAAUACUGAUGACCCGCUUAUUUUCAACUCCACAAUCGAUACUGAUUAUAAAAUAGCUAAGAAAUACAUGGACUUCACUGAAGAGGAGUUCAAGAGAGUGAACAUCAAUGCAGCUCAAGCCAGUUUCCUGCCUGAGACAGAAAAGAAUAAACUUCUCAAUAAGCUGUAUGAAGCCUAUGGGAUGGCCCCCAAAAAAUCCUGACUUGGCCUCUACCAGCCAGCAUGGUGCAGUAACCUCUUCCCACGUAGACGUGACUCCUCUGUGCGCUAGUGGGAGCAGCAGGGAGGAGGUGCCCCGGCAUCAGCUUCUAAUACUGAUAUUACUAUGCUAACAUUUCCAAUGCUACACAUACAUUAUAAAGCAACAUUUCCAUGAUCCCUACAGUAUAUACCUACCUACAGCAACCGCAUAUCCUGGUGCUACAUUAAUUGAAACCUAAUUUUCUAUAGUUAUGAUAUGCAAACUUAUUGGUGCAAUUUUCUGGCCUAACUUCGUUGCGGUUGACACCUGUUUUUGUAAAACGAUUUUAGUGAGAGUGGUGACCUUUGCUAUGUGACUUCAUGUCACUUCAGUUCCUCUGCCCUCGCUCAUCUGCCUUAGUCCUUGUCUGCACUACAAAAAUAGCCAUGUUUAACUGUGGUCAUAUUCAAAUAAUUUUUUCUUGUCUGUAAUCUUACUACAAGAACCCUGUGUUAAUGCUGAUAGGUACCUAAAAUCAAAUGACAAGUGGUAAGAAAACAGUUAUAGCAUUGUUUGGCCACUUUUAUUUUUAAACAUGGUUAAUCUUGUAUUGUAAAUGGAGACUGUGAACAAGAUGGAAACCCCAGCAGUUGUUCCACUGAGGUCUUCUUCUUCCAGCAAUGUAGUAUUUUUUUAAUUUAACAAUUUAUUUUGCACUUUUUGGUUUAAAAACAUCUGUAAAAGAGGGCCUUCAAUUUCUAGAAUGUCACUUAAUGAAAAAGCAUGCAUCUCAUUGGCUACAGGACUCUGCAGUGUGCAUUGGGAAAGCCCAGAAACCUGCUGAGGGUUUUUUUUGCCUGUCCACACAUGUAAAAACUGCCUUAAAUUUAUAACUUCAGGCCAGAUUCUUCUCUGGGAUUCCCCACUCUGGUAUUCUGCAUCUAGGGGAACUCCUGAGAGCUUCAUUUUGUUUUUAUUCUAUUUUAAAAGGAUCUUAAAAAGAUGGUAACCUUCAGUUGUCCAGCUCUCUUUCUGACCUACGAUAAUCUAAAAGCACCAUUAAUAAAUGAAUGAACUAAAUGAACAGAUUAAUAAGAUAGGGUCCAAUAUCUAUUACAAUGACCCAAAUAUUUUCUAAACUACUUGUGCUAUUAGCAGAGUUCUUGCUGGAAGUCAUAUUUUUAGUAUGUUCUGAGAAUUUUCAAAGGAAAUGUUAACCAGAGUUCUUAUGACACUUCUCUCUUUGCAACAAAAUGAUUGCAUCUUUGGUUUACAGUAGGUUCUCUUCUGAGAGUUAGUCUAAAGAGUUAAGAAAGGUAUGUGUGUGCUGAGUGCUUCAGUAUGGCAAGGGACUGCAGAAACCUGUACCACAAAGCUACCAACACCAAAACUGCCUUUGAUAAAGGGCUACAUUUAUCAUUAUUGUGGAUAUUGAAAGAUGGCUGAAAUUGGAGCAGUCAGUCUCAGACCUCAAACCAGGGAAUGGGAUUCUUCCGCUCUUUUCUAGGCUUAUAAUACUUAUUUCACUUGGGUUAUAAAAUGUUCUUAUAAAUACACUCUGCAUAUAUAUAUAUAUAUAUAUAUAUAUAUAUAUAUAUAUAUAUAUAUAUAUAUAUACACACACACACAUAUAUACACAUAUGCAUAUAUACACAUAUAUAUGAAAAUGAAUUAUUUUAUUUUUAUAAGGCAAAUACAACAUCAGUUUUAAGAAUGGUGACAUUGUUUGAACCAGUUUCCCUUUCUCUCAUAUAUUUUUUGUAAUAUCUCAAAAAUACACUUUUGAAGAACAACAGUUCACCUCUUGGAGACCCAGAGCAACCUGCAAGUCUGGUUUAAUAAAGUAACAAGUUUGUAUUAAAA